AUGGAAAGCGAAAAACAAACUACUGAGAGAGAGACGCCGCCUCAGCACUGGAGAAGUUGCAAGUUGAUUAUUGACCCCGCAUUAACAAAAGGACUGUACAAAGUAUACCGUUAUGAUGGACAAUGUUUUAACAUACCCGACUUAGGUUUGUUUCCUGUGGAUACAGUCAGAGAUCCCCGCAUCUGCCGCCUGUGGAGCAAAUGCAACAGGACUGAUUUGCUGGUGCCUAAAUUUAAGAUUGAUGAAUGCUACGUUGGCCCUAUUCCUCCCAAAGAGGUGACAUUUACCAGGUUGAAUGACAAUGUAAGAGAGGCAUUCUUGACUAAUAUGUGCAACAAGUAUGGCCACGUUGAAGAAGUGGAAAUAUUCUACAAUCCUAAGAACAAGAAGCAUUUAGGAAUUGCGAAAGUUGUGUUUGACACAGUGGGGGCUGCAAAGGACGCUGUACAACACCUCAAUCAGACAUCAGUGAUGGGAAAUAUUAUUCGUGUGGAAAUUGAUCCAAAAGGUGAAAACAGGGUGCGUUAUCUUCAGCUUCUCUUACGUGGCCUCUAUACUCCUUGGACAUUACCAGUGAGCGGCAGUGACCGAAGUCUCCAAAGCUUACUCAAUAGUCUUCUGCAACAAGGGAAUGUCUCCAGCCCCAUCAGCAUCGCUUCACCUCUCUCUCUCGACACAGCCUAUUCCAGUAUUUGGCAGGAUACACCUUGCAGCUUUGGGCUUACACCAUAUUCUCAGGGAACCCCCCGUACUCCUUGCUUGUCUGCGACUCCUCUCUCCCAGGACUCUUGUUACUCCAGUCUUCAAGCGACUCCUGUCCUCCAGGGGGAGCCCUCCACUUAUAGUGUUCACAAACCUUUAAGACGAGACCUCUGCCAUCGAAAACUUGCAAGGUACCACAGGGGAUCCGGUGAAGUCUCAGAUGUGAGUUUGAUUUUGAAGCAUUGCCAACCACAGACACCGCUUCCUCUCUCUGCUCAACCUAGCAGCCAGCAGUUUGCACUGUGGGGUCAGGAUGGACAAACCUCUGAACACAAUAACACAGAGCCUUCUUUUCACCCUGCCUCUCCUGGUGAGGAUGUGGUUGCCACUACCUCUAAGGCUUUACCUCUGAACUGCAAUUCUCUCAGCAUUUUGAGCAUUAAUUUCACAGCUGACAGGCAGACAACAGCAUCCUCCCCACGUGAUGACCAAGCGUGCAUAACAGAGUUGUCUCCAUCUGCUGUGAACUAUUCCUCUAGCAGCCCCCAACCAGAGGCAGAGAGCUUGGACUCCCGCAUUGAAAGUUUACUGAUCAACAGUCAGAGUACGGACACAUCAUACUUUCUUGGAAAAAAUUUGGAAACUGAUGUGCGCUCUCAGGACGGCCUGACUUCCCCUUGCUCAGCUAAUUUCUCAGAUGACUCCCUUCUUUGCAGUCGGCCUUUUUUUGGGUCCUUAGCACCCGACCAGCAGGGUUCCUGCAGGGAUCUGGAGGACGGCAGUCUGACGUCCCUCCCUGAAACUGAAGAGGAUGAAACUAUCCAAGCUGUUUCUUUUCUAACAAAUAACCCUAUGUCUCCCACGCCAUCGGAUUUCACACGUUUUGAAAGGAGGCCUAAUGUAAACAGAAAAGAUGCAGAAAGUUCCAAGGAUCUCUAUUUAUCAAAUAAGGAUAAGGAGCACCCCAAAACUGUGACACCCACAAAAGAUAUCUUCUCUCUUCCACCACCCCCAUCAUUUUCUUCUCUCAAUAGCAUCACUCAACUUCUUAACUCCAAACCUCCUCCAGUCCCACUUCGCCUGCCAAAUGGCACCAUCCCCAUUCCCCCUCCAAGUUGGAUCCCGACUCCAGACCGUCACACUCGCAUCCCCGUUCCUCCUCCUCCUAUUCCACCUCCUCCCUGUAUUCUUCCACCUCCUGGUUUUUUGGGACCUCCUCCACCUCUGAUGGCACCACCCGCUGUUCCACCACCUGUAUGCCCCUUACCUUUACAACCUGCAGGCCCUCUGGACAUGAGCAAUCCUCCACCACCCUUACCUUUCUGUCGACCACCCUGGCCUGCUCCACCUUUUCCUAGGUUCAACCCCUUUGUGCCGCCACCAGAUUACACACAAGUUAGGGAAAACCCUCAUAAGGUCACAGUGGAAAAGGUUUUAGAAGUGAUCGUUGAUGAACUCAAGUCAAUCAUUAAGAAAGACAUUAUACGCAGAAUGAUUGAAGGGGUUGCUUUCAAGGCAUUUGAGGACUGGUGGGACUGUCAGGAGAAGAACACAAAAGUAAAAAGGAAAAGAGAUGAUGAUCCUGCUGCAUCAGAGGAGAUAGAAAAUGAAAGUGCUGCUUUAGAUGUGAAACAGGAUGAUGACAUAAUGGAACCAGCAUCCCAGAGACCUAAACGCAGACAUGGCAGACCACAUGUGCUUGACAGUGAUGAAGAUGAAGAGAAAGAAGAAGAUAACACACAUCAAGAUGAAGAGAUCAUAUCAGAGAAAGUUGACCUGAUUGCACCGGUUGAUGAUGAUCUUCAAAUUUUGAGUGACAGAGAUGAUCCUGAUGAUGGUGAUGACAGCAAUCAUCAUGAUGAAGAAAAGGAGGUGGUACAAAAACUCACUGAGAAUCAAGAUGUGGUCAUCUCUCCGAUGCAAUACUCAGAUAGUGAGACUUUUUCAGAGAGCAGCUCCUCAGAGGAAAGCGACUGCUUGUCAGACUUGGACUCCUCUGACUCGCUCUCCUCAGAGAGCUUUGAGGACUCGCCUUACUCUGACCUCAGUCCUGAAGAUGAGGAUAUGGAAGACGGUGAUGAGCACGACAGGACCGCUGAGUGUAUCGUGAUAUCGUCAGAUGGGGAGUCGAUGGACCUCGAGCCUCCUGCCACCCCAUCAGCUCCCCUCACUCCUGGUUCUCAUUUGGAGUUGGACCUGCAGGAUUGGUCAGAUCCAUUUAGCAGGGAAGAGCCCGAGGGGAACCAGUACACAAGUCAACAAGGCCCAGAUAUCAUGAUGGAGCUGCAAACCAGCGGAACACAGGACCUUCAUCCACCAUCACCAAUUGGACUCUCAGCAGUGGAGCCUGACAUUGACAUGGAGAUGGAGAGCCCUGAAUGGACAGUGGAGUCUCUAGAAAACAUAGAAAACUUGAGGCCCCUCACUCCCACUGGCUGCAUGGUCGACAGUGACCCUGAAAUCCUGAUAAGAAGCAAACCAACAUCUCCAGCUGUGGAGGAGGUGGAACGACCACAGACACCAGGCAAGGGAAUAGUAGCUGAACUAGGAAGUGAGGACUCAGCAGAUGAAGUCCACUCCCCAAUAGGCAGUGAGCUCAUUCUGGCUUCCUCUGAUCCACCAGGCCCCUACUUAUUUUACCAGGAUAUGCCCAAAACUCCUGGAAGAGAAAAAAGAAGUGGACAGUUUCAGUACCACUCUGGGAGAGCCCCAACAACUCAAGGCAGAGAGACAACUGUAUUAGAAGGUAGCUCAGUAAUAUUUUCCCCUCUGAGCAGCCCACCACCUAUUUCAUCACUGUCCACACAUCCAUAUAUCACAGCCCCAAAGACUCCUGGAAGAGACAUAAUCCUACCACAAAGAACCAUAGUCCAUAGGAGGAAGACACAAAUGGUGAACAAUUCACAACCUCUUUUAUGUGAUGAAUUCCUUGAAGCGUCCCCUCCAUGCAGCCUCUCUGAGUCUUCAUCUGAUAGUACUGAUGGCAGUGGCGUGUGGAUCAACUCAGGUGUGAGAGCGAAGCCCUUGCAGGGACUGGAAAAUAUGCCAGGCCUUCUGGAUGAGGAGAAUAGGAGAGAGGCGAACAAGUCUUUAUCAAGGCGUAAACACUGGAAGAAGCUAAAGAGGAGAUGGAGAAUUCAUCAACGGCAGAAAUCCCUUCAAAGAAUCACUGGGUCAGUCUUCUCUCACAGCCGUCCUCACAGGUGGCGUUCGCUGUGUGAGGAGAGGAGGAUCCUUCACAUGGUUUGGAAGGAGGGUCUGGAUGAAGAAGAUGCAAGGCUGCUGCUGUGUACAUAUGAACGCCUGCAGGGACAUUAUGAUGGCUUUGGCUGGCUGAUCUUAACAGAGAAGAAUGAGGAACACCAACUUUGGCAGCCAAACCACAAGACUGGCUCCGCCCGAAGUGAAGGUUUCUACAAAAUCAGCCAGAAGGAUAAAAUGAAAUACCUCAACAACACAAAGCUGGUGACCGAGCUUCCAUCUACAAGCACUCAGGGAAUCUGCAUCCCAGCCCAGACGACCUCACUACGUGCAGGAUCUGAUUUCAGGUCUGAACAGCGUCGCCUGCUGUCUUCCUUCAGUUGUGAUAGUGAUCUGGUCAAAUUCAAUCAGCUCAAGUUCCGAAAGAAGAGGAUCAGUUUCAGCCGAAGUCACAUCCAUGAGUGGGGCCUGUUUGCCAUGGAGCCCAUCGCAGCAGAUGAGAUGGUGAUUGAGUAUGUCGGCCAGAUUAUCAGACAGGUCAUUGCUGACAUGAGGGAGGAGAGAUAUGAGGAGGAGGGCAUCGGAAGCAGCUAUUUGUUCCGUGUUGAUCAGGACACCAUCAUUGAUGCCACCAAAUGUGGGAAUUUAGCUAGGUUUAUCAACCACAGCUGCAAUCCUAACUGCUAUGCAAAGAUCAUCACUGUGGAGUCUCAGAAGAAGAUCGUGAUAUAUUCUCGGCAGCCAAUAAGCAUCAACGAAGAGAUCACAUAUGACUACAAGUUUCCCAUUGAGGAAAUAAAGAUUCCUUGUUUGUGUGGAGCAGAUGGCUGCCGGGGUUCCUUGAACUAA
Scomber japonicus (chub mackerel) is the source of this 4752-nucleotide messenger RNA. RefSeq names its product histone-lysine N-methyltransferase SETD1B-A-like. NCBI's taxonomy places the organism in Eukaryota, Metazoa, Chordata, Actinopteri, Scombriformes, Scombridae. The record is from RefSeq and is a predicted model, not a curated record. Bases 1 to 4752 code for a protein of 1583 amino acids. Gene Ontology annotation, cellular component: Set1C/COMPASS complex. Gene Ontology annotation, molecular function: RNA binding; histone H3K4 methyltransferase activity; protein binding. The transcript has 17 exons.